Aspergillus luchuensis is the source of this 720-nucleotide messenger RNA. RefSeq names its product ATG3/ATG10 family protein. The record is from RefSeq and is a predicted model, not a curated record. Bases 1 to 720 code for a protein of 239 amino acids. Lineage: Eukaryota; Fungi; Ascomycota; Eurotiomycetes; Eurotiales; Aspergillaceae. Gene Ontology annotation, molecular function: Atg12 transferase activity. Gene Ontology annotation, cellular component: intracellular anatomical structure. The transcript has 4 exons. Gene Ontology annotation, biological process: macroautophagy; protein modification by small protein conjugation; protein lipidation.
AUGGCGUCUUCUCUUUCCAGUCGACCGACCUUAUCGGGGUUCCCUUUGCUCACUGCCGAGGAAUUUGAAACUGCCUGUCACGCCUUUCUAGAUCGGAUUCACGUGGUGGAUGAUACCAAGGUGGGAUGGUCCUCCAUCCGUCUCGAUCAGCGGGCAACCGGGCCCAUCUUGAGUAUUGCAAGGGAUAUCGGUCAUGUGGGUACUCGUGAUCGCGACGAGCCCCUCCCGGACCCAGAGAUGAUCGAAGAACUACAGUGGGAGGCCUCGGAAGAAGAUCCCGAAGCUCUCAUUCGUGCGCCCGAGACGAGUGUCCGUUUACAGGUAAUCUAUUAUAUUCUGCUUUCUCCCACGUACCACGUCCCUGUCUUGUAUUUCCAGUUACGGCAGGACAACCAUCCGGGGCCGCUGGGAAUUGACGCGGUCUACCAACACCUGGUACCGGAACAAUACAGAAAGGAACUCCAGAGCAUUGGCAUCAUGGGUGGUAUUAGUUUUGGCUAUCAUCCAGACUCCGGAACUCCAGCGUUUUUCGUUCAUCCAUGCCAAACAACGGAUGCGAUGAGGCACAUUGCAGGACAGCUCUGUCUCACUCCCGAGACUUAUCUCAUGAUCUGGCUCGGGUUGGUGGGUAACCGUCUCGGUCUUCAGCUGCCCAAGGAACUCUUCACAGUCGAAGGCAUGAGGACAUUCCAAGGCACUGCGUCACACAGUUUAGAUUGA